UUGAUCUGCAGGUUGGCGGGCAGCCUGCUGGCUUGUUGCCCGCCCAGUGGGUCCCGCCCCUGGCAAGGAUACCCGGAGCUCGCCUGCUUUGCUGAGCCCGGGUCUCUCGCUCCAGUCGUCCCCCCAGCCACUCUGCUGAGUCCUGGCGCCAUGGCCACCUCGUCUGCGCGGCCUUCGGUCCUGGCCCUGGCUGGGCUGGUGCUGCUCCUUUUGCUGUGCCUGUGUCCAGGUAGCAUAAGCGGAAACAAACUCAAGCAGAUGCUCCAGAAACGAGAAGAACCCGCACCAGCCAAGACGAACGUGGCUGUGGCUGAGCACACAGCAAAGGAAUUCCUGGGUGGCCUGAAGCGUGCCAAGAGACAGCUGUGGGACCGCACACGGCCUGAGGUCCAGCAAUGGUACCAGCAGUUCCUGUACAUGGGCUUUGAUGAGGCGAAAUUCGAAGAUGAUGUCAACUACUGGUUAAACAGAAACCGAAAUGGGCAUGACUACUAUGGUGACUACUAUCAGCGCCACUAUGAUGAAGAUGCAGCCAUCCGUCCCCGCAACCCAGAGAGCUUCAGGCAUGGAGCCAGUGUCAACUAUGACGACUAUUAACCUCCCUUGACGAGGUGCCACAGAGCCUGUGCUUUGCUUUAGAAGGCCUUCUUUCCCCCAAACCCCAUGCUAUGUGAACAU
Phodopus roborovskii (desert hamster) is the source of this 678-nucleotide messenger RNA. It is a transcript of the gene Ecrg4, whose product is annotated as ECRG4 augurin precursor. The transcript is spliced from 4 exons. NCBI's taxonomy places the organism in Eukaryota, Metazoa, Chordata, Mammalia, Rodentia, Cricetidae. The coding region runs from base 151 to 597 and encodes 148 amino acids. The record is from RefSeq and is a predicted model, not a curated record. Gene Ontology annotation, biological process: central nervous system development; G1 to G0 transition; anaphase-promoting complex-dependent catabolic process.